This is a messenger RNA of Mytilinidion resinicola, 510 nucleotides long. RefSeq lists its product as uncharacterized. The record is from RefSeq and is a predicted model, not a curated record. The coding region runs from base 1 to 492 and encodes 163 amino acids. Lineage: Eukaryota; Fungi; Ascomycota; Dothideomycetes; Mytilinidiales; Mytilinidiaceae. The transcript is spliced from 4 exons.
AUGACCAUCGAAUACGCCAAACGAGGAGGAAGAGGAGGAAGAGGAGGCCGAGACCCCCGCCGCCGCCGCCAGCCCAAUCCCGAGGCCGGCGCCUUCACCUCCGCCGUGCCGCCGCCCCGCACCCGCACCCGCACCCGCCUCCAGGCGGAGAAGGAGAAGGAGAAGGAGGCGGAGGAGCAGGACCGGGAGUCGCCCUCCCUCUUCGUUACACGUAGUGAUCGUUCCUAUACGGAUACGGAGCCCCCGGUGAGGACGGAGGACUUGGAGAAGGAGUUGACCCUGGAGUCACUCCAGGCGGAGAUGAAGGCCGAGCUUAAAGCGUUGCGUAAGAUCCUCAGUAAGCAAAAGGAGGCGUAUGGCAAGUUGGAAAAGAGAGCCGAGAAACUAGAGGCGGCGAAUAGAAUAUUGGCCGGAGCCAACGAAGUCCUCCGGGGAGAGGUGCAGCUGCUGUGGGAGAGAGUGGGAGAGUUCCCCCAAGAAUCCGAAGAUUAGCUAAUUGACUGUGUGGAC